This is a messenger RNA of Calidris pugnax (ruff), 1723 nucleotides long. It is a transcript of the gene S1PR4, whose product is annotated as sphingosine-1-phosphate receptor 4. The transcript is spliced from 2 exons. Gene Ontology annotation, cellular component: membrane. The record is from RefSeq and is a predicted model, not a curated record. Bases 291 to 1511 code for a protein of 406 amino acids. Gene Ontology annotation, biological process: G protein-coupled receptor signaling pathway. NCBI's taxonomy places the organism in Eukaryota, Metazoa, Chordata, Aves, Charadriiformes, Scolopacidae. Gene Ontology annotation, molecular function: sphingosine-1-phosphate receptor activity.
AGGAGCCCUCCCCGCUACCUGCUCUCUGCUGGGCCUCAGACAAGCAGCCGGAGAGCACUGCUGGCUGCUGAACGUCCCUCCAGCAGCGAGAGCCUCUGUCCAGUCAUGGCAGUGCCACAGGGCUGGCAGACAGGGCUCUAACUCCUGUCUCCAUGCUGGGUAUAGCCAGUCCUGUGUGGCUGUCUCACAGCUGACUCCAGUCCUCAAACAGCGGGUCUGCUCUGCUCCAAACCACACCUCACACCAUUGCUCCAACGUGCAUCCCUUGGCUGUUGACCUAGGAUCAGAAGAUGGAUGGCCCAGAGCUGAGCUGGCUGGUAAAUCACUCCUUUCCACUGGACUCUGCUCAUUAUCCUGAGCUCAGACUUGACCUACUCGACAGAAAAGUUUCCUGCCUGCAGCUGGCUGCCAUGAGGAAUGUGAACAUCAUCCUGGAGCACUACAACUUCACAGGCAAGCUGACCAACCGGCAGUCUCGGGAUGAGGGCAUGGGUCCCCUCCGCACAACCUUUGUCAUCAUCAGCUGUAUCAUCAUUCUGGAGAACCUGCUUGUGCUGCUGGCCAUCCUGCGGUGUCUGCGAGCCCGCCGCUGGGUCUUCUCCUGCAUUGCCAGCAUCACUGUGAGUGACCUGCUUGCAGGAAUUGCCUACCUUUCUAAUCUCUGCCUCUCGGGCAAGAAGACUUUCCAGCUUUCACCACAGCUCUGGUUCCUGCGGGAAGGCAUCCUCUUCAUUGCACUGGCUGCCUCCACAUUCAGCUUGCUUGUGACUGCCAUUGAGCGAUACAGUGCCAUGGUAAGGCCAAUUGCUGAGAAUGAAGCCAGCAAGACCCUGCGCUUACGCAGCCUGAUCGUUUCCAGCUGGCUGCUGGCCUUCAUCAUCGGACUGCUUCCACUGCUAGGCUGGAACUGUUUGUGUGACUUCAAUGCCUGCUCUGUCCUCCUGCCUCUCUACUCCAAGAACUAUAUCCUUUUCUCUGUAGUCAUGUUCAGCAUCAUCCUCCUGGGGAUCAUCGGCCUCUACAUCUCCAUCUUCCAGCUGGUCCGAGCCAGUUCUAAGCAAAUCAGUUCUCGGCACAGCCGCAAACGGUCUCUGCGCUUGCUCAAGACUGUGCUGAUCAUCCUGGGCGCCUUCAUCAUCUGCUGGAGCCCACUCUUUGUCCUGUUACUCUUUGAUGUCUUCUGUGAGACUCAGACCUGCACACACCUCCACAGCCUAGACUGGACCUUGGUUCUGGCCAUGCUGAACUCUGGCAUUAAUCCUGUCAUUUAUUCCCUGCGGAGUGUGGAGGUGCGUCGUGCCAUGGGAAGCCUGGCGUGCUGCUGCUGUGUCAGACUUGGGCUUUGCAAGCCUGGGAACUGCUUGGUCGUCACAGACAUCAACUCUGGCUCAUCCACAGAGAGCUCCCUCCGCUACCGGGAGAGCUUCCGCAACUCUGUAACACAGAACACCCGGCCCAGAGCUCCUCUCUCCAGCAACUCCAGCAUGAUGAGCAAUCUCCCCAGCCUCUGAAAGGCCCUGGGGAGAGCAAGAAAUGCCAGACAGCCCACUAGGACCCCAUGCUGCUGGUCCUGGCCUGGCAGAACUGAAGCCUAUAUGCAGCUCAAGCUGACCAGGUGCAGCCCCCACCCCAGUUGUUAACUGGCCAGGCUUUUCAGUCAUAGAAUCAUAGAAUGGUUCGGGUUGGAAGGGACCUUAAAGAUCAUCCAGUUCCAACCCCCCUG